This is a messenger RNA of Cuscuta campestris, 2626 nucleotides long. NCBI's taxonomy places the organism in Eukaryota, Viridiplantae, Streptophyta, Magnoliopsida, Solanales, Convolvulaceae. The record is from the annotation of a GenBank genome assembly.
AAGUCACUCUUUUUUGUGUUAAGAAUGGAGUGACGUGUCAUUCCAAUCAGCAUUUCUCUAGAGAGGGCUCAUCCCAAGCUGGGGUCUCGUUAAGCUUUCUUCUUCCUCCAAAAAGUUCAUCAUACCCGACAGGAAACCCGAACCAGAGAAUCCAAAUUUAGAUCCGAAUGCAAGCCCCCUAAACCAGCAUUUGCGUGGACGUAAGCUUUCUCGUAUGGUCGAUCUAUUCGCAGUUCAUAUUAACCAGAAAUUCCAACUCCGAUUUUGCGUUUCGUAGACCCGAAGCUAAAUUGUAGAAUAAUCUCGUUUCACAACCAUCGGGUUCUUCAGGGAUCAACGGAAUUUUAUGGCCACAGCAACAAUGGCCACUGCAGCUGGUGCUGCUGCACUUUUGUAUUAUACUUUAAAUAGAAAGUUACUAUCUAGUCCUGAAACUGAGGAUGUUGACGAUGAUGAAAAUGGGGGUGAUGUACAUAGCAGUGGUGUUAGAGUAGGAGCUGAAAGGGUUUCACGUAAACUAAUACAAGCCCCGGCGACAUGGUUGGAGACUAUCUCAACUUUGUCUGAGACUCUUAGGUUUACUUACUCUGAGACUUUGGGUAAGUGGCCCAUUGGGGACUUGGCGUUUGGCAUCAGCUUUCUGCUAAAAAGACAGGGAAAUAUACAUGUCAGCAGUAUAUUCGGCAGUGAAGGCUGUACACAACUUAAAGGACCUAAAAUUGCUUCAGAGCUUAGACAUCUAUUGAACUUAUUGACACUUUGUUGGCAUUUUUCUAAGAAGCCAUUUCCACUAUUCUUGGAGGAGACGGGGUAUUCACAAGAAAGUGUUCUUCUGCAAGAACCUAAAGCUGGAAUUCUGAAGCCGGCAUUUACAAUAUUGGUUGACCACAGUUCAAAAUCUUUCCUCCUAUUAAUCCGUGGUACUCAUAGUGUGAAGGAUACAUUGACAGCUGCGACUGGGGCAGUUGUUCCAUUUCAUCAUUCUGUGGUACAUGAGGGGGGAGUAAGCAAUUUGGUUUUAGGUUAUGCACACUGUGGAAUGGUUGCCGCUGCUCGUUGGAUUGCUAAGCUUUCGACUCCCAGCCUUAUAAGUGCACUUGGCAGCUAUCCCGAUUACAAGAUUAAGAUUGUUGGGCAUUCAUUGGGUGGAGGGACUGCUGCUCUUUUAACUUAUGUGCUACGUGAACAAAAGGAACUAUCAAGAGCAACAUGUGUAACAUUUGCUCCAGCGGCUUGUAUGACAUGGGAAUUGGCUGAAUCAGGAACUGAAUUCAUUACCUCAGUUAUAAAUGGAGCUGAUUUGGUGCCCACUUUUUCAGCUGCAUCAGUGGAUGAUUUGCGUGCAGAGGUGACAGCAUCUGCGUGGUUGAAUGAUCUAAGGAAUCAGAUAGAGCACACAAGAAUUCUCAGUACUGUAUAUCGUUCUGCUUCAGCCCUUGGUUCUCGUCUUCCAUCCAUUGCAACUGCCAAAGCCAAGGUGGCUGGUGCUGGAGCUAUUUUACGUCCUGUCUCUAGCGGUACUCAGGUUGUUAUGAGGAGAGCUCAAAGCAUGGCACAUGCAGCACUAUCGGGUCCCGCCAUGCGUUUGUCAUCGUGGUCGUGCGUCGGCCCCCGGCGACGACCCUCAACCACUUUUAAUAACAACUCUAAUAACAACGAACACGAAGCCUCAGAAUCUUCUUCAAGUAGAAAAGCAGCUUCUGAACCUUUGAUUGGAGGGAUCUCAAGCAUCACUGAAGUGGAGGAACUUCCUGUAUCUUCAUGGGAUUCAGGCACUGAAAUAAGCAUACAGAAGAAUUUGGAUGAUGAUGAUGCUGCUGAUGAUGAUUUUGAGGAGAAUGGUGAUGUCAUUGCUGCUCGAGGACAGCAGGACCACAUGACUGAGGUGCAGAUGUGGCAACAGCUGGAGCAGGAGCUGUACGACAAGGACGGAGGUGGGACCGGUACAGUAAAGGAGAUCAGGGAGGAAGAAGCGGCUGCCAUUGCCGAGGUGGGCCAGAGCUCGGCAGAAAGUGAAUCCCCUGUUCCCCACACCAAGGAGGCACACAGAUUCUUCCCUCCUGGAAGGAUAAUGCACAUAGUGACCCUCGCGCCCGACGAUCAACCGCACAGUGAUGAUGCGAGCAAUGCGUCAGAGGGCGGCGACGAAGAAGAAGACGGAGGGGAAGAUGUAGGUGGGCCCCAGGAUUCGGGACUUGGGAUAUUUCUCACCCCCAGGACAUUGUAUAGCAAAAUAAGGCUGUCCCAGACCAUGAUCAGUGACCAUUUCAUGCCUGUUUAUAGACGGCAAAUUGAGAAGCUGAUUAAAAAGCUUGAUGGAGACAACGACGACGAUGAUGCGAAAAAGGAGAGUUCUGGAAAAAACAUGGGAUGUUCUUCCCCCGAAACGAUACACAAACUUUUAUGAGGAUGGAGACAUUAAUUAUAGAGGUUUUGGAACUUUGUAUAUACACACAGAUAGGAGUAAUUAGACACUUCACUCAUAUUUUUUUAGUUGGUGAUUUGAUUAAAGUAUAAAGUAUUUGAGGUGUAAUAAGUUAUGUUUGUUCACUUGAACAGAACAUGGUAUUGAUUGAUUGAAUAAACCCGAAACGGGAUUUAGAUUUGAGUGGCAAUUAUGAUUGGG